AGACUAGCAAUACCCCACAUAGAGCUAUAGAGAUAGAAAGUGCAGCUAUAGUAAGUGCAGCCAUAGAAAGUGCGGUCACAGAAAUUUCUGGAGCAGAAAUUGAGGUAGCAGAAAGUGCUGUCAAAAAUGGGGAUAUCACUGAGAGUGCAGUAACUGAAGAAGGUUUUGUGAUUAUAGAAUGUGUGGACACAGAAAGUAUGGUCACAGAGAAUGUGGUCACAGAAAAUGUUGACACAGAUAGUAUGGUAACAAAGAGACAAGAAGUGGUAGUAGAGAAUGCAGUUGAACAAAUUACAGUGACUGAAAGUGUGCUUAAACAGAGUACAACCACAGAGGGUACGGUCAUUGAGAGUGUGGUCACACAAGAUAAUGCAGUCACAGAAGAGAGUGUGGUCACAGAAGAUAAUGCAGUAACAGAAGAGAGUGUGGUCACAGAAGACAAUGCAGUCACAGAAGAGAGUGUGGUCACAGAAGACAACGUGGUCACAGAAGAGAGUGUGGUCACAGAAGAGAGUGUGGUCACAGAAGAGAGUGUGGUCACAGAAGAGAGUGUGGUCACAGAAGUCUCUUUCCCCUGUCUCUGUCCCUUGGUCCACACUGUUAGUGUGGUGAAAGAAACUCCCUUGGUAACAGAGAGCCCAGUAGCAGCACCCACCCCCUCUUCCAGCCAGACCCAGCCUCAACCGGGUCAGAAGGAGUCUGUGCAGCCCCAGGCCCAGCCUCAGACCCAGGACCCUCGUCGGGGCUCCAACCCAGCAUUAGGCCAGGUAGUAACACGCCUCACAGGGCUGAUUAACGAGCAGUGGGCCCAGCUGGGUAGCAGCCAAGAGAAGCCGGACAAGCAGGAGACCUCCAGCCCCAGCACCCAGAAGCUUGCAGCCGGGCAGGGGAAGCCCGCUGCGGGGAAGCCUUCAACGGGCAAAUCAGCAGGGAAGUCAGGGCCGUCUAAGAUGAGCUCCAUCCAGAGCCAGCUGGUCAGCUCCCUCAGUGCCCUGUCUGCAUUCUACUCCCCUGGACAGAAGGCUGCUGCCAGCAAACAACAAGGUCUGAAAUCCAUCAUGAAGAAGAACGGUGCUGCUGACAAGCAGGGGAACAGAGGAGGAGCCAAGAAGAACCUCAAGUUUGUGGGAGUCAACGGAGGGUAUGAGACCACCUCCAGUGAGGAGGAGUCGAGCGGGGAGGAGAAGGAGGAGGCCGAGGAGGUGGACAGCUCUGAGCCUGAGGAGAUGCAGGAGGAUCAGGGGAAGAAGGAGGAGCAGGAGGAGGGAGCUGGAGAAUCCCAGGGCCAGGGAGAGGACACUGCCACAGAAGAGAUGGCCCAGGGAGCAGGAGCCCAGGCUGGGGAGACAGAGGGCCAGGGAGACCCUCAAGACCCAGAGACCAGCCAGGCACUCCUGGAGGAGCAGCCAGAAGCAGGGGAGACGAUAGAUAAGGACUUCAUGGAGGCUUGUCACUACAUUAAGGAUCGUAUGGCAGAGGUGGCAACCCCUGAUAAAGAAAUGAGACACAUCCUGACCGUGUUGUACCAGGAGUGGUUCCGUGUGUCCAGUCAGAAGGACUCGCUGGCCGACACCGUCACCCUUUACCUGAGAGAGGUGGGCAUCGCCACGCCAACCCUCCUGCGUUACAUCGUAAACCUGGCCGAUGGUAACGGCAACACAGCGCUCCACUACAGCGUGUCCCACUCCAACUUCCCUGUGGUCAAACUGCUGCUGGACACUGGUCUGUGUGAGGUGGACACCCAGAACAAGGCAGGCUACACAGCGGUGAUGCUGGCCUCUCUGACAGCUGCUGAUGGAUCAGACGACAUGGAGGUGGCUCUACAGCUACUGAGACAGGGAGAUGUCAAUGCCCGAGCCAGCCAGGCGGGGCAGACGGCCCUCAUGCUGGCCGUCAGCCAUGGUCGUACAGCCAUGGUGCGGUUGCUGCUGAGCUGCCAGGCUGACCUCAACAUUCAGGACAAAGAUGGUUCAACCGCACUCAUAUGUGCGUGUGAGCACAGUCACGUGGAGAUCGCUCGGAUACUACUCGAGUCUGACCACUGUGACACCAGCCUCACAGACAAGGAUGGUCAGAGUGCUCUUUCGGUUGCGGUGGCGGCCUCCCACAGUGAGCUAGUUGACCUUCUGAAGACCCAUUCUGACUCCACCACCCAGGCCUCUAACCUCUCCUCCACCACCACCUCAGCCACCAUUAUCACCACCACCAUCGCCUCUCUCCUCUGAGUCCUCUCCAGAAUCCCCUCUCUAACCCCUAUCCCACCCCAACAACGGACUCUCCCACCCUAGACCCACCAUAGCCCGGACCCCAUUCGCCAGACCCAACCAUACCCCAGAACCCGUGGAGGACAGACAAAGGCUGUAUUCACCACCACUCAGCUCGCAGGCCUACUGGACCUGUGCUGCAAGGAACCAGAAUAACACACAUUCUUCACAUUUCUGCCAAUAUUCCGUGGGCGGGACUCUGGAGUUAUGUAUCAACCGUUUGGCAGCCAGCCAAUCAGAGAGGGACCUGUGUGUGUCAAUCAAAGAACCCGUAGCCGUGGCGACAGUGGGGAUCGACAGGUGAUCCAUGAAGAGUGCAGAAAGACAACAGAAGGAUGAUGGAUUGAUGCUUUCCAAAAAAAAAUGCUCUUCAGACUAAAAUCUUCUUAAGCACACAUGAUCUACCUUCAAAAUGUGUCAUAUUAUUAUCAAUAAUAUGUUUUUUCUUCCUUUUUAUUCCAUUGAUGACAUUACUAUUAUUUUAUAUUUGGACAUAAGCCAUUUAUUAAACCAUAAAGUCAAUGUUAUAAUAGUGUUUUAUCAGAUAAUCAAACUAUAUUUAUUUUGCGUUGCACUUUGUUUUACUCUGUUUGAUUGAUAUUCACACUGUACAUAUCAUAUCCAUGCUUGGUUUGUUUUCAUCAGUAUGACUUAACGAUUGACUCACUGGGACGUCUUCCAACAUGAAGGGUGUAUAGUAGGAUGCAGCAUGCAGCAAUAUAAUAACAAAAGGCAGAAUCUUCCGAAGCUACUAAACUGCAGUAUGUUGUAGUAACUCUCCACUUACUACUCUUCUCAACUAUCUACAACUAUUUUUCUCUUUCUCGCUCUCAUGCACUAGCCUGGUCUCAGAGCAUUUCAUAUGUUUCUGUACGUACAGUAAAUCCUAGACACUCCAUUUAGUAUAUGUUACGUUUCGUAUGGUAUGUAUUCAAAUGUGGUUAUCCAUCACCCAUUUCGUAUGAUAUAUUACAAAUUACAAUUCAUAUUAUAUGUUACGAAUUUUCAUAACAAACAAUAUUUAAUGAAUUUGCUAAACGUAUGAUAUGUAAUGAAUUCUAGCUAGGUGGCUAAUGUUAGCUAGCGCGCUAACGUUAGCUAGGCUAGUGGUUAGGGUUAAUUAUUAUUAUUAAAUUUUUUA
Messenger RNA from Salvelinus namaycush (lake trout), 3405 nucleotides. Its product is annotated as KN motif and ankyrin repeat domain-containing protein 4-like. Gene Ontology annotation, biological process: negative regulation of actin filament polymerization. Gene Ontology annotation, molecular function: protein binding. The record is from RefSeq and is a predicted model, not a curated record. Lineage: Eukaryota; Metazoa; Chordata; Actinopteri; Salmoniformes; Salmonidae. Gene Ontology annotation, cellular component: cytoskeleton; cytoplasm. The transcript has 8 exons. Bases 198 to 2225 code for a protein of 675 amino acids.